Diaporthe citri is the source of this 420-nucleotide messenger RNA. RefSeq lists its product as uncharacterized. Gene Ontology annotation, cellular component: beta-galactosidase complex. Gene Ontology annotation, biological process: carbohydrate metabolic process. NCBI's taxonomy places the organism in Eukaryota, Fungi, Ascomycota, Sordariomycetes, Diaporthales, Diaporthaceae. The coding region runs from base 1 to 420 and encodes 139 amino acids. The record is from RefSeq and is a predicted model, not a curated record. Gene Ontology annotation, molecular function: beta-galactosidase activity. The transcript is spliced from 2 exons.
AUGAAAGACCUCAACAUCUCGUACGUCCGCAUCAAUGAGUUCGACUGGGCCGUCUUGGAGCCGGAGGAAGGCAUGUACGACUGCUCUCUGCUUGAUAAAACAAUUGAGCUCCUGGGACGGUACGAUUUGAAGGCCGUCAUUGGCACACCAACCGCCUCCCCUCCGGAAUGGCUUGUCAACAACUACCCGAGUACCAUGUUCGUCGACGUCACCAACACCACCUAUACCUUCGGCUCUCGCAGAUACUACAGCUUCAGUUCAUUUUCGUAUCGCGAGCUGAGCCAGAACAUCACGCAUGCUCUUGCCAAACGCUACGGGCGCAAUCCGACGGUCGUGGCAUGGCAGCUGGACAACGAGUUUGGGUGUCACGGCACGGUGCGGACGUACGACCCAGAUGCUGUUAAGCGAGGUUACCUUUAA